AUGGUUUUGGGUGGGGGUUCACAGGAGUCUAUGGGCCUAACGACAACAGCAAUAGAAAGUUUCUUUGGGAUGAGAUCACUGGUUUGUGUAGUUGGUGGGACAGCCUGUGGUGUAUUGGAGGAGACUUCAACAUCACUCGGUUUUCCAAGUGAAAGAUCAGGGGACUCUAGCAUAGGUUCAGCCAUAGCUGACUUCUCAGCUUUAAUUUUUGAGUUGGAUUUGGUUGAUCUACCAUUAGCUGGGGGAGAUUUCACUUGGUCUAAUGGGAGGGCUUGGUCUAGGUUGGAUAGAUUUAUUAUCUCUCCAUCUUGGGAGGCUAACUUUCACAACCUAUGCCAAAAGCGUCUCCCUAGGUUUUGUUCAGAUCAUUUUCCCCUCUUAUCGGAUUGUGGGAGUCUCCAUGAGAGACAAAGAUACUUUAAAUUCGAGAACAUGUGGCUGAAGGUCAAUGGAUUUACGGACAAGGUUAGAUCGUGGUGGUCCUCAUAUAAAUUCUCGGGCACUCGUUGUUUCGUUUUAGCUAGGAAACUUAAAGCCUUGAAAAAUGACUUGAGAAAUUGGAAUAUGGAAGUCUUUGGGAACAUUAAUGACCAGCGGAACAUUCUGUUUCAGGAGCUGCAGUGUUUUGAUGAAAAAGAGGUGGAUGGGACCCUCUCGGCUGAGCAGUCUCAAGAACACUGUGGAUCCCGUCAAAGAAAUAAAAGAACUACACAAUAA
Juglans microcarpa x Juglans regia is the source of this 717-nucleotide messenger RNA. RefSeq lists its product as uncharacterized. Bases 1 to 717 code for a protein of 238 amino acids. The transcript has a single exon. The record is from RefSeq and is a predicted model, not a curated record. NCBI's taxonomy places the organism in Eukaryota, Viridiplantae, Streptophyta, Magnoliopsida, Fagales, Juglandaceae.